Molecule: messenger RNA, 1051 nt
Organism: Striga hermonthica
Lineage: Eukaryota; Viridiplantae; Streptophyta; Magnoliopsida; Lamiales; Orobanchaceae
Source: the annotation of a GenBank genome assembly
UCAACAAGGCUUAUCCUAUUUGGGUUAAGCAAGAUCAGCUUAUUGCAUCAUGGCUCCUUUCCUCUCUGUCUGAAAAUGUGCUCAUCACAACUGUUGGGUUGAACACCUCUAAAGAGAUCUGGGCAUCUCUCAAACAAGGGUUUGCUAGUCACAGUCUAGCCAAACAAAUGCAGCUUAAGCUUGAGCUACAAGCCCUUAAAAAGGGAAAUAUGAAGAUAAGAGAGUAUUUCAACAAAGUGAAAGGCAUUUGUGAUCUUCUUGCUGCUGCAGGGCAUAAGAUUAGUGAAAAUGAUCAGAUUCUUCACUUGCUUGCUGGCUUAGGCUCUGACUACAAUCCGGUGGUGAUUAGCAUAACUUCAAGGACUGAAGCCUGCUCCAUGAUGGAGGCCUAUUCCAUCUUAUUGAGUUUUGAGAGCAGGCUUGAGAGUACUGACAGCACCAAUGAGGGAGAUGGAUCAUUCUUAGCUGCAAAUCUGGUCACACAUUCCCCUAAUAGAGGUGGCAGAGGUUUCAACUCCUUUAGGGGCAGAUCCAAUGGUCAGAAUCAGACCAACAGAGGAGGAAGGAGCAAUGGUAGGUCUGGGUCUUCCAGAGGAAGAGGAGGAAGAGGCUUUGGCAACAAUAGAGCUCGAUGCCAGAUAUGUGGUUAUAAUAACCAUACAGUUGAUAAGUGCUACUACCGUUUUGACAUGAACUUUGUCCCUAAAUCUCAGAACUCCAAUGGAAGCUACCAAGGUCAAGCCAACAGUACAAUGUCUUUAGCUAGUAUGGUUAACUAUGGCAGUCAGUCAAGUGAAGGAUCUCAAGACAUGAUCUGGUUUCCAGACUCAGGGGCUACACAUCAUAUCACAAAUGAGUUGAAUAACCUUACCUUAGCUUCUGAAUAUGGUGGAAAUGAGACCAUCCAAACUGCCAAUGGGACAGGUAUGUUGAUUGCUCAUUCUGGUAAAUCAAUGAUGAAAGGCCAUUUUCCUUACCAUUCCAAUGCUUUUCUUCUCAAUAAUCUUAUGCAUGUCCCUCAAAUCACAAAUAACUUAUUAAGUGUUUCUUA